Varanus komodoensis (Komodo dragon) is the source of this 8078-nucleotide messenger RNA. It is a transcript of the gene AKAP6, whose product is annotated as A-kinase anchoring protein 6. The record is from RefSeq and is a predicted model, not a curated record. The coding region runs from base 27 to 7028 and encodes 2333 amino acids. Gene Ontology annotation, cellular component: perinuclear region of cytoplasm; sarcoplasmic reticulum. NCBI's taxonomy places the organism in Eukaryota, Metazoa, Chordata, Lepidosauria, Squamata, Varanidae. The transcript is spliced from 14 exons. Gene Ontology annotation, molecular function: protein kinase A binding; transmembrane transporter binding.
UGACAAUACGGGGAGGACACCCUCUGAUGAUGCCAGUUCCCUCAGGAAUCAUAUUUGGAAAGAAUUAUGGUCUAGAACCCCCGAUGUUAGCCAUGGAAAUCGCACUUUCCCCCAUCAGGCCUCAGGAAAUGGAUCCUGCAGCUGCUGAUGCCUCUCCCAUGAUCAUCAACAUGACCCCCACCACUGAGCAAGAUGACAGUGAAGAUGCUCUGAAAGAGCUUGAUCCUGGGCAGCAGUAUGAGAAGCCUCCUCCACUCCACACAGGAGCAGACUGGAAGAUCGUUCUCCACUUGCCUGAGAUCGAAACAUGGCUUCGGAUGACAUCCGAACGGGUCAGGGACCUGACUUACUCCGUGCAGCAAGAUUCAGACAGCAAACAUGUGGAUGUGCAUUUGGUGCAGCUAAAAGAUAUAUGUGAAGAUAUCUCUGAUCACGUCGAACAAAUCCAUGCUCUUCUGGAGACUGAAUUUUCCCUGAAGCUUCUGUCUUACUCUGUAAAUGUGAUUGUUGACAUCCAUACAGUACAGAUUCUUUGGCACCAGCUUCGAGUUUCUGUCCUGGUUUUGAGAGAGAGAAUUCUUCAGGGAUUGCAGGAUGCCAAUGGGAAUUACACCAGGCAGACUGAUAUUCUCCAAGCCUUUUCAGAGGAAACAAAGGAGGUAUGGCAAGUGAAUGACCGGCUUGACUCAUUAACAGAAGUGGAUGACUCAGGACAGCUAACCAUCAAAUGUUCUCAAAAUUACCUGUCGCUGGACUGUGGAAUUACUGCAUUUGAACUGUCUGACUACAGCCCUAGCGAGGACUUGCUUGGUGCUCUUGGUGACAUGACCUCUGGUCAGGGCAAAGUGAAACCAUUUGAGACCUGGAGCUGCAGUGAAAUGGAAAAAGACUUUCCAGAGCUCAUCAGAAGUGUGGGAUUACUGGCAGUAGCAACAGAUUCAAUUGCUUCCAAAUGUAAUGAAAGUGUUAAUACAAAAGAAAUCCAUUUACCUUUCUCAGCAGACCAGCAGGAGGAAGGCCAGGGUUUCAAAGCAUCAUCUACUGUAUCCACUGAACAUUCACUCAUGCAGAUUUCUGGGAAUUCAUCUCUUGGUAAAACAUCCUGCAUUGAGGAUUCUGUGGUAUCAAUUGAUGCUGAAUUAGUGAACCAAGAGCUCCGACCAUUGCCCUCCAGUGAUGCAAAAAACAAAUCGCAGCCUCACACUGAAAACUCAACUCCCAAGAGAUCAAUACGAGACUGUUUUGAUUACAAUGAAGAUUCUCCCACACAGCCCACCGUACCCAAAAGAGGUUUGUUUCUAAAGGAAGAUAUAUUUAAAACAGACAUGGUGGUAAAUGAUAUAAAAAACCAGAUCUCUCUGAUGUUUAAGACAGAAAUAAGUAGGAGCACACCUUCCCUGUUAGAUCCACCAGACAGAUCCAAGCUUUGUCUGGCUUUACAAACAGCCUACAACAAGUGUCCCUCUGCCAUCAGUCAGUCGUGUGAUUGUUUACCCAACAUGAGUGAUCAAAAUCUCAAGCUAACAAUACAGAACCACUUUAAGGAAUGUUCCAUAGGUCUAGGUAAGUCCAGUGACAGCAUUAGAAGGGAGAAGCUGAGGUGCAAGAAGUCACACGACAUCCCUGAGGAGGUGGCAUCAUGCAGGUUAUCUGGAAUCGUAUCAAAUGCUACACUGACAAACCAGGUAAAGAAAAGAGGGGUCACUGCUUUGCAAAAUGGAAUCACUUUUGGUAGCUUGCAGUCCAUAGAAGGGACAGACAGUGAUUCAACCUCCGUAUCUUCCGAUCCUUCCAAACAGCCGGAAGUGAAUGGCCAAUACUGCAGAGAAAGAGCUUAUUCUGCUUCGCCUGCUCACAGCCAAGUGAGCAGCAUUUCAGCUGGCCUAGAGUCUGCUGUGUCUUCAUCCCCAAUUCUUCCAAGAGGCAAAAGGACCCGCCCAUCUUCUCCAAGUUAUGAUAAUACAGAUGUUAAUGUUGCUGAGGCCUGGUAUGGGUCUGAUGAAUACUUAGCCCUCCCAUCACACCUCAAACAGACUGAAGUAUUAGCUUUAAAAUUAGAAAACUUGACAAAACUUCUUCCUCAGAAACCUCAAGCAGAGGCCAUUCAAAACAUUGAUGACUGGGAACUAUCAGAAAUGAAUUCAGAUUCUGAGCUUUACCCAACAUAUCAGAUCAAAAAGAAGCACAAAAGGUUAGGUAGAGUUUCUCCAAGCUCUUCAAGUGACAUCAUCUCCUCAACAGGUGACAGCAUUGAAUCGGGCCCACUUAGUGACAUUCUUUCAGACGAAGAGCUUUGUACAUCCUCACCUAGCAUUAAAAAAUACUUAAACGACAGGCCACAAAACCCACCAGUGACUCAAUCAUCCGAAAGAAAUGAAAUACCUACCACAAAUAAAUCAGCUUUAAUUCAGCAGCUGAUGCAAGAUAUACAACACCAGGAUAAUUAUGAAAUUAUAUGGGAAAAAAUGGAGGGGUUUGUCAGCAAGCUGGACGAAUUCAUUCUCUGGUUAAAUGAAGCAAUGGAAACAACAGAGAACUGGACUCCACCUAAGGCAGAAACAGACAGCCUUAAACUCUACCUGGAAACACAUUUGAGCUUUAAGCUGAAUGUAGAUAGCCACUGCGCUUUAAAGGAAGCUGUCGUAGAAGAAGGACGUCAACUUCUUGAUCUUAUAGUAUCUCACAAAUCAGGAUUGAAGGACAUGCUGCAGAUGAUAGCAAGUCAAUGGAAGGAACUACAGAGGCAAAUCAAACGACAACACAGCUGGAUUCUUAGGGCUCUGGGUAUCAUCAAAGCAGAGAUACUGGCUACUGAUGUGUCUGCAGAGGAUGAGGAAGGGACUGAGAGCCCCAAGGCUGAGGUUCAGCUAUGCUAUCUGGAAGCACAAAGAGAUGCUGUUGAACAGAUGUCCUUAAAGCUGUACAGUGAGCAGUACAACAGCAGUAGCAAGCGAAAGGAAGAAUUUGCGGAUAUGUCAAAAGUUCACACAGUGGGAAGUAAUGGCCUUUUGGACUUUGAUUCGGAAUACCAGGAGCUCUGGGAUUGGCUGAUUGACAUGGAAUCCAUAGUGAUAGACAGCCAUGACCUGAUGAUGUCAGAGGAGCAGCAGCUGCAUCUUUACAAGAGGUACAGUGUAGAAAUGUCAAUCAGACACCCCAAAAAGAUGGACUUGCUGAAUAAAGUUGAAGCUUUGAAGAGAAGUGGUGUUUUACUACCCAACAAUCUCCUUGAAAAAGUGGAUUCAAUUAAUGAAAAAUGGGAACUGCUUGGGAAAACCCUCGGAGAGAAGAUCCAAGACACAAUGGUAGGACACAGUGGGCUCAGUCCACGUGACCUGCUUUCGCCUGAAAGCAGCAGCCUGGUAAGGCAGCUGGAGGUCAGGAUCAAAGAGCUGAAAGGGUGGCUGAGAGAUACCGAGCUUUUUAUCUUCAAUUCCUGUCUGAGGCAAGAAACUGAAGGGACAAUGAAUGCGGAGAAACAACUGCAAUACUUUAAGUCCCUCUGCUGUGAAAUUAAACAAAGAAGAAGAGGCAUAGGCUCAGUGUUACGUUUAUGCCAGCACCUCCUUGACAAUCAAGAUACCUGUAAUCUAAAUGCAGAUCAUCAAUCAAUGCAGCUGAUAAUUGUAAAUCUUGAAAGAAGGUGGGAAGCUAUCGUCAUGCAAGCUGUCCAGUGGCAAACUAGGUUGCAGAAGAAGUUGGCAAAGCAUCCAGAAUCCUUGAAUGUUAUUGAUCCUGGCUUAAUGGAGCUAAAUGGCACAAGUGAAGAUGCACUAGAAUGGGAUGAAAUGGAUAUAAGUAAUAAGUUAAUUAGCAUUAAUGAGGAAUUCAAUGAGCUUGAUCAAGAACCAAAGCAGGAUGACACAAAGCUGAACUCUCUAUCUGAAGCAUGUGCCAAUGACAGUCCAGAACAAGAGGCAAAUACUACUAUUCAUGGAAACUGUCUAAGCAGCCCAAGAAUUACAGCAUCUCCAGGCCCUCAAAUCUACCAGGUUUACAGCAUCCACAAUGUAGAAUUAUCAGGAAAUGAUCAUAUCUCUGUCUUGAAAAAGGCAUCUCCGGCUCCUGGUCUUAUACACCCAGCCAUUGUAAACAAACAAAUGAAUGAAGACUCAUCAAUGUUGCCCGCCAAAGAUUUGUCAGACCUAGUGGGUAGCACCACCUUGGCAAUGCCACAGAAUUAUAUGUAUCAUAGUGGAAACAUAAACAGGCAUUCAGAGAGUCAGAAUAAAAUAGCUAGCGGUAGUGAGCCAGAAUCAAUCAAUAAUUCCAAAACCCAUUUGCCAAGCGAUACUGAUGGGAUCCAGGAUAAUUCUAUAACUAUUACCUCAGAUUCCAAGUUAGGAGAUAUAGUUGAUGUGAUAAAGCAAAAAGUUAAACAGGAGAACGAGGAGACCAAUGUUAACUUCUUAAAUACAUCUCCAUUAAACUCUAGUAACAAAGCUAAAACUCUGGGCAGUACUACCCAACAUCGCCCUGAGAAUUCAGAAGAGUUACAAGGAAAACAAAACAGCUUUACAUUUUAUGAUUAUUCCUUUCUUCAGGGUUCAAAAUUCAAGCUACCAAUGAUCAUGAAGCAAGCAAACUCAGGAAAAGCACACAAGCAGGGCAGUUUGCUUCAUGGCUUUUAUUUUGAUAAAGUCCCCUUAUCUGAACCUCAGCCUGUAGUGUUAAAAGCACAUGGGUCUACAGAUGAGAUUGCUAUACCCACUGCCUUGGAUGAUACAGAUCCCAAGCACGGUGAAUUUGCAGAUCUGAAGAAACUAAAUGACACCACCAAUGCAAAACCGCUUUCCACUUUAUCUCAUAGCUCUUCUUUAGACUCCCUUUCUGUAACUAGUGACUUGUUUGGCCCAACUGUUUUUAGAAGUGGAGAAGGUCUCCAGCGUAGCACUUCCUUGGAGAAUUGGUUGGCUCCCUACAAAGGCAAUGAAGAUCUUUUUAGUUGCAAUGGCUCUGGAGACCUAAGUGGAAGUAGUGAGUCUGUUGGUGAACUUAGUAAAAGGACGUUAGACCUUUUGAAUCGUUUAGAAAACAUCCAGAGUCCUUUAGAUCAAAAAAUAAAGCGUAGCAUCUCUGACAUCACACUCCAGAGCACUUCCCAAAGGAUGUCCUUGACUGGCCAGUUGUCACUGGAUAUUGCAUCCUCUAUUAAUGAAGAUUCACCUGCCUCCCUCACUGAGCUAAGCAGCAGCGAUGACCUGUCUCUGUGCUCUGAAGAUAUUGUAUUGCACAGAAAUAAAGUACCAGAUUCAAAUGCAUCAUUCAGAAAACACCUCAAUCGGUCGGUAGCUGAUGAGAGCGAUGUCAACGUUAGCAUGAUUGUUAAUGUUUCCUGUACCUCCGCUUGCACUGAUGAUGAAGAUGAUAGUGAUUUGCUAUCAAGUUCUACCCUCACCCUGACUGAGGAAGAGCUGGGCAUUAAAGAUGAAGAUGAUGAUUCCAGUAUUGCAACUGAUGAGGAUAUUUAUGAAGACUGCAAUUUAAUUUCAGGACUCGACUACAUAAAGAAUGAACUCCACACUUGGAUAAGACCAAAAUUUUAUCUGUCAAAGGAAAAAAGAAAGUGCACCCUGGAUGAUGAAAUCCAGGGCUGUAAGAAUUUAAGAAGUGAUGAGACUUUGAAAGCAAAAGAGUCUUUGAAUAUUGAGAAAAUUUUGAAUGAUUCUAUACAUCAACUUUCAGAAAAUAAUGGCAAUAGUAAGAACAAAGCAGAUAGCCAUGAGCCAGGGACAAGGCAGCAAACUAAAACUGAUGGUUUUCAGGUUUCCAAAGAUCACUUGGUGGAUGACAUGGAGAAUGGAAAUGUUGCCAUUACUCAAGAAAGUCCAAAGGAAGACUGUGCUCAGAUCUCAAGUCCUGCCACGAAUGUUAGCACACUGGGUGGUAAAGGACGUGAAAGUGAGUGUUGUAUCUGUGAAACAUUCACUGAUGGUAAGGAGUCUAUUCAACCAUCAAAUUUAACUGGUUCUCCAAAAGGCUAUCAGAAACAUUCUGAAUUUGAGGGUUAUUGUAUUAAAAAACCUUUUACUGAAUUCAAAUCAGAUAAAAAAGGUGCAAAUACACCAAAUACAGCCUUACUACCAUCACUGCUGAAUGAUCAACAAAGCAGUGCAGGAAUUAGUGAACAUGGUAGUGAUUGCUGCGCAUCUUUUAAAUCUAAUAAAGCAGAAGGAAAUGCCUUAGCCAGCAGCAGUGAUUCGUGUUGUAACUGUGAAGCUGUUACUUCUGAUAAAAGAAAUGGGGAAGAUUGCUCAGUACACAAUUUUGUGAUGGAGAUCAUAGAUAUGGCCUCAACAGCCCUGAAGAAGAAGUCGCAGCCUGAAAGUGAGUCAGCUGUUCCACAUUCAUUAGCACAGAUCAGGGAAAAGGUUCUAGAGCAUUCUCACAGGCCAAUUCAACUGAGAAAGGGAGACUUUUAUUCUUACCUCUCACUUUCUUCUCAUGAUAGUGACUGUGGGGAAGUAACAAAAUAUGUUGAAGAAAAGAGCAGUACUCCAGUUCCACUAGACUUUGCAGAAAACAUUGAGUGCUUUUUUGAAGCCUGUCCUGAAGAGGAGCGUGUUGAACAGCAAGUAUAUGUUGCUAAUGAAGAUGCUGAAGUACCUCUAGUAAAAUAUGAAGGUCUGGAUUUAAUAGAUGAACAUAAAACAUCUGCUAAUUGUAGUGGUGUUUCUUUUUUAAGUGUGGAGAUGGAUGUAAAUAUGCCUGGCUCAAUUACCCAGAUGGUACCUGAUAAUUUAAAAAAACCUGCUAGUGAACCUUUGGUCUUGGACAUUCCUAGUGAUUGUCCAGUAUCGAAUUCCCUCCCAAAUCAAUCUAAAGAAAACAAUUCAGGACUGCCACUCAGGAUUGCAAAGUCUGAAGAAGAUUUAGCCUCUUCUCUAAAGGCCUCAGUUGAAGCCAUUCAGUUAAAGCCAGAUCCCUUGAAAGAGAAGGAAGUUUUGCACCAGGACACUAAAACUCUUGUAUGUGAAGAAAACCUCCUGCAUCUUCACAAAGAAAGGCACAUAAAUAUGCAGAGGUAGAUGCAAUCUUUCCUGGAAACACACGUUAUUUCAUAAACAGAAACUUGGCUGCAUUUCAGGUGCAGGCUUAUCCUCCAAACCCCGGGAUGACCUCUAAUUCCAUUGUAUCACUGCCUUUUGUUACACUUGACUCCCAAGAUAAAUUUUCUUUCCAAAUGUGAUUUGUCCAUUUUGGCUUUGUGACCAGGAUGCAUAUGCUGGUCCUGUUUCAAUUAUCAUUUUGCUUUGUAGCAAAAUCAUUUGCUUUCAUAGGAAUUUCUCUCCCAAGCUACCUCUUAACACCCUACCCUUCCAAAAUGGUAUGCCUCUGUAUGCCUUCUCACCCACUACAUUUUUUUAAUGAUUUUGCAAUGCCACAGAAUAUAUUAUUAUUCUCGACCACCAUUCAGAACUGUAAAUGUCAUUCUUCUAUUUUGUGUAUCAAAUUUGGUAUUUUAUGUGUAUAAUGCAUAUUGUUUACUGAAAGUAUUUUAUGUUUAGAAUGAAAAUUUUAUUUGAUUGCAGCGAAAGGAAAAGAACUGCUCCUGAAUCCACAUAAAUGAAGUUAUACAAAACAGAUACAAAAUUAUCCUUUUGUUUUAAAAGAAUCUAUGCAGCACUUCAAGAAACAGCUACACAGUGUUGUAUAUUAAGAACUGUUAACAUUCUACCAAAUUAAGUACAACAUUUUGGUUUUCUACUAUGCUUCUUGAGGUGGUAAUCACAAAACAAUCCCACAUUUUUAAAAAUUGUGCCUUGCUGUAUUUCUUAUACCAUUUAUUAAAAAGCUGCUUUCACAGUAAAAUUAUGUUGGUUUGAAGGAAGGAAAUAGCAAGGUGUGAAUAAUUUCUGUAUAUAUGUAUAACCAAGUGCAAACAUUGAUGUAUAAUGACAGUAUAAAAUGCUUUAAUGUUUGUGAUGCCCAGUGGUGUGUAAAACAUAAGCCUUAAAACCACUAGAUUGCAUGAUAAUUAGAAUUGGCAUAAUAAAUGUAGUUUACUGGGGGGAAAAAAACAGAACUGGCUCUCAUUUACCUGCAUCAUGAUUUAAUAAACAUCUCCAUACUUAUAA